This is a messenger RNA of Siniperca chuatsi (mandarin fish), 2210 nucleotides long. Its product is annotated as E3 ubiquitin-protein ligase TRIM47-like. Lineage: Eukaryota; Metazoa; Chordata; Actinopteri; Centrarchiformes; Sinipercidae. The record is from RefSeq and is a predicted model, not a curated record. Bases 70 to 1746 code for a protein of 558 amino acids. Gene Ontology annotation, molecular function: zinc ion binding; protein binding. The transcript is spliced from 7 exons.
AAUCUGAAGAAGAAGAAGAAGAAGAGCAGCAACCUUCCUGGUUUUUCAUGAAACUGGUUUUUCAGUGAAAUGGCUGGCAAGCAACAACAUCAACUUGAGGAGCAACAGUUCUACUGUUCAGUAUGUCUGGACCUGUUAAAAGAGCCAGUCACCAUUCCCUGUGGACACAGUUACUGCAGAGGCUGUAUUGAAGUUUGCUGGGACCAGAGAGAGGAGAAGGGAACGUACAGCUGCCCUCAGUGCAGGGAGACCUUCAGUCCCAGGCCUGUUCUGAGGAGGAACAACAUGCUGGCUGAGGUUGUUGAAAUGUUGAAGAGAACAAGCACCCAGCAGGCUGCUCCCCCUGCUGCUGUGGCCUGUGCCGGCCCGGAAGAUGUCGCCUGUGAUUUCUGCUGUGGGAAACGAAACAAAGCCACGACGUCUUGCCUGACGUGUUUGGCAUCUUACUGUCCAGCUCACCUCGAGCCUCACUACAGUGUUCCUGUGUUGAAGAAGCACCAGCUGGUCUCGGCUACAGUCCCCCUACAGGAAAAGAUGUGUACGAAGCACAACAAGCUGAUGGAGGUCUACUGUCAGACAGACAAGCAGCUUGUUUGCUCUCUGUGCAAUCUAGAUGAGCAUAAGGGCCACACAACAACUUCUAUUUCAGUACAGAAGGCUGAGACACAGAAACAUCUGGUUUUGAGUCAAAAGAAAGUCCAGGAGAGAGCCCAGCAGAGAGAGAAGGAGCUGAAGGAGCUGAAACAAGCUGAAGAGAAUCUCAAGAGUUGUGCCCAGACUGCGCUGAAGGACUGUGACAAGAUCUUCGCCGAACUGAUCUCCUCCAUGCAGAGAAGACAUAAAGAGGUGAAGCAGCUGAUCAGAGACCAGGAGAAAACUGCAGUCACUCAGGCUGAGGAGCUUCAGCUGCAGCUGGAGCGGGAGAUCAUUAAGUUGAGGAGGAGAGGCACCGAACUGGAACAGCUGUCACGUACUGAUGAUCACAUCCAUUUGAUUCAGAUUUUCCAGUCUCUCUCCACCUCCUGUGACUCUCCAGACUUUUCACCUGGUGCUGGUCCUCCGCGAUCCUUCAGAGAUGUGACCGACUGCGUGUCUGAGCUGAGAGAUAAAUUAGAGACUGCCCUAAGAGACACAUGGCCCAGGAUCUCUGCUACAGUCUCUUAUGUUGACUUCUCACUACCGCCGGCACCGAAAAGCAGAGAAGAGUUUUUACGUUAUUGCUGUCCCCUCACACUGGAUGUGACCUCAAACUACCCCUAUCUCAAAGUGAUAUGCAACAACCGCAGGGUGAGGCCUUCACCAAGCCCAUAUGCUGCUGAGCCAGACAGGUUUACUAAGUUUCCUCAGGUGCUGUGUAGAGAGGGUUUGUCAGAGCGAUGUUACUGGGAGGUAGAGGGGUAUGCUCGCACUCUGUCAGCAGCAGUGGCAUAUAAGGACAUCGACCGAACAUCAGAUGGGUCACAGUUUGGAAACAAUGACAAGUCCUGGAGUUUAGAGUGCACAGCAAACGGUUACUCAUUCCAUCACAAUAAUGUAGAAACGGCAGUGUCAGGCCCUCACUCCUACACGAUUGGAGUGUAUCUGGAUUAUAAAGCAGGCACUCUGUGUUUUUAUCAUGUCUCUGACCCGAUGGUUCUCCUUCACAAAGUCCAGACCACGUUCACCCAGCCUCUUUAUCCUGGGCUUGGGCUAAAGUAUGAGUGGUAUGAUGUUGGAGUGUUUGCAGAGCUGGUCAAGUUAUGGUAGUAAAAGUGUGUCUGUGUGUAAUAGCAAUCUGAAGAUUUUUUUUUUUCUGUGCUGCAACAACAAUUCCCACUGAUCCCAAAAAAGUCCCAAAAAACUGAAAAUAAAUAAAUAAAUAAUAAAAAAAAUGACUGCAACUAUUUAGUACAUAGCUCCAUAGCUUUUGCAUUGUACCAUGAAAUAUUCGUUUUCCUCUAUUAACUGCUCCAUUGGUGUUGAGAGCAAAGAAAUCUGUAAUCCACAAACACUUUAGAAUUUGCACAAAAAACAGAUUUAUUUUCUUCAUUUCCCAUUUUAUAAUAACUUCCUUCAUGUCCCCUCCAGCACUUUGUAAUAGACGAAUAUAUAAUAGUAAUAGAAAGUUUGUAUCAUUCUGCUUUGCUGUUCAGAUGUAAUUAAGUAAGGAAGGUGUAAACCUUGUGAUAAAACUUGUCUCAGCCUGAAUAAAGUAAAUCCAUGCAAUCACA